Messenger RNA from Dioszegia hungarica, 1575 nucleotides. RefSeq lists its product as uncharacterized. The record is from RefSeq and is a predicted model, not a curated record. Gene Ontology annotation, molecular function: protein-lysine N-methyltransferase activity. NCBI's taxonomy places the organism in Eukaryota, Fungi, Basidiomycota, Tremellomycetes, Tremellales, Bulleribasidiaceae. The transcript has 4 exons. Gene Ontology annotation, biological process: peptidyl-lysine monomethylation. The coding region runs from base 1 to 1575 and encodes 524 amino acids.
AUGGAGUCUACUUCAGCGUCCUGGCCAGAGCCUUCGAUAGAGCUCUUCGAUGCGUGGCUGGACGCGCACCAUAUCCAGCGACACCCGUCUUUAUCGAUGGUGCCGAUGUCGCAUGAGUCCGCUGGCUUCUGCGUGACAGCCAGGGCGCCAAUACCUCUAGGAUCGACCCUAUGUGCAGUCCCAAAAUCCACCAUCUUCUCACACCGGACCGCCUCGCUUGAUCUCUCUACCUGCCCCUCGCUAGCGGGUGAACCCGAAGCGCCCUCGGACAUCUUCUACCGCUUAGCUGCGUGUCUCCUGCAUGAGCUUCGACUAGGGGAGGAGUCGAGCUGGUAUGGCUGGCUACAGGUCUUACCGAGGGAGACGGUACCGGUCCCGAUUCUGUGGAAUCUGAAGGAGGUCGGUGGGGAUGACGGAAGGAAGGCGUUCCCCUGGCUGAAGGCUACGGACGCUGAGAGCGAGAUGAAGCGUCAGAACGAGGAGGAUGGUCUUACUCGGGCGGGUCUGCGAGACUUCUUUUGGACUCUUACCGCCCUUCCGCCCACCACAUCACAUUCUUCCCCUCCUACCUACUCGGAGUUCCUGCAUGCUUUUUCUCUCAUCUCAUCCCGCGGCUUCAUGCUCGACUCGUACCACCAAAUCGGCAUCCCUCCCUACUGCGACAUGUUCAACCACUCUUCCACCUCCGCGCACACCUCUCUCCUCUGCGACGUCGGGGUCUGCCCCGAAUGCGGCUCACUCCAGCCUUGUCAGCAUGACGAGCUAGACUCUAACGGCCGGCCGGAACGGCUGGAGGGUAUUGAGCCCGCCUAUCUCGCCCGGAUGGCCGAGCGCGGUGAGGGCGAGCAGGUGGAUAUGAGGGCGGAACGAGACAUCUCGGCGGGGGUCGAGGUGUUCAGCUGCUAUGAGGAAGGGCUGACCUCUGCGAAGGCGUUGGUAGGGUAUGGCUUUGCCCCGUCCGAGCCAACCCGGUCGAGGAUAUCCUGGGGUCCGUGGGACAUUCUCGACAAAUCCUCGGCGGGGCGGUUCAUCCAUAUCAUGAAGCGAGGCGUCAUCACCGCGGAGCUGUUCGGAGACGACAAGGAGGAGGACUGGGAAUUCAGCAAGCCUUUUUUCCGGCCGGGCGGGUCGGCGGCGCCGGGGAGCUUCGAUCUCAGUAUGGACGGCGAUGGAACGCUCUCGAUUGACCUCCUGACCGCCAUUCAUGCUCGGACGUUCCACAAGUGGAGGAGCGGCCUCGACAACUUCAACGACCAGGACGAUGCGGUCAUCAGGGAUGCCAAGGCGCUGCAGGCGGUAGCGGAUGCGCAGCUGGGAUUGGCGGGGUUGAAGCGGUUGGGGGACGAGACGGGUACGCUGCGCCCUCUAAUCAGGGCGGUGGUGCAGCUUCUGGAGGACCGGUUGGGGGCGGCUCAUCGUCCAGAGCUGUCACCAGAGGAGAUAGAGAAGGAGAUACUGGGUCUUCCCGCUUCCUCAUCAUUGCAGCGCCAGGCCAUAUCUUUCGCUUUGGACGAGCGGGUGCUCCUGCAGAAGGUCAUAGGAGCUUGGGCGGGCUUGCUCAGCCAUCUGGGGUGA